AAUUUAUCCUGUGUUUCAGAAUGCUACAGACCUCGCUAUGAGCUUUAUUGGAGGAUGAGCACACGAAGAUGGUCUCAGACAGACUUCCAGAAGAGUGUCCGUACUAGAGAUAGAUGAAGAGUGUAAAAAGUUAUCUACAAAAUGUCCACUGUAUAUCAUACUGGCACAUAUCCCGGCACCAAACAGAGUAAAAUGUAUGACAUUAGCUGGUUGAUGUUACACAAUGUGCAGACUGAAAGUAAAGCCAUUGCAGAACCCACAACUUAAGGGUAUGAUGCUGGAAUCCUUGGAGAAGAAAAAUUGGUCUGGAAAGAACUGACAGGCCAGAGGUCUAAUUCCUUGUCCAGGAGAUCUUGCUGGUUCUAAUUGCUUUGGAUUGCCAUGUACAUAAUGUCCCAUUAUGGCACACUGCCUGUGAAUGCCGUAUCUGAAAACAGUGAUAUAUCUCCAUCAAUCCAUCUUUUCCUUUCAAAAUUGUGAAUAAGAUGGAUGAUUAUAGAGUUCUAGCAAAAUCAGACAGACUGAAUAUAAUGACUUUGGAUAAAAUCAGAAAGCAGAAGAGGAACAGUAACACUGACUGAGAAAUUUCUUUUGUUUGCAUCAGGAGGCCCAAGGACACUAUGUCCGUUUCCAACAUCACGGUCUACAUGCCCUCUGUGUUGACACUAAUAGGGAUUCCAGGCCUAGAAUCUGUGCAGUGCUGGAUUGGGAUUCCAUUCUGUGCCGUUUACCUCAUUGCUAUGAUUGGAAAUUCCUUGCUUCUGAUCAUCAUCAAAUCUGAGCGUAGUCUCCAUGAGCCUAUGUACAUUUUCUUAGGCAUGCUAGGAGCCACAGAUAUUGCACUUGCUAGUACCAUUAUGCCCAAGAUGCUUGGAAUAUUCUGGUUUAAUGUGCCUGAAAUCUCUUUUGAUUCCUGCUUACUUCAAAUGUGGUUCAUCCACACAUUUCAGUGUAUAGAGUCAGGAAUCCUGAUGGCGAUGGCCCUGGACCGUUAUGUGGCCAUCUGUUAUCCACUAAGACAUGCCACCAUCUUCACCCACCGGCUUGUCAUUCAGAUAGGAACUAUGGUCGUACUCAGGGCUGCUAUUCUUGUAGCCCCAUGCCUAGUACUGAUAAAGUGCCGGUUUCAAUUUUACCACACAACAGUCAUCUCCCACUCCUACUGUGAGCAUAUGGCCAUUGUGAAAUUAGCUGCAGCAAAUGUUCAAGUCAACAAAAUUUAUGGUUUGUUUGUGGCCUUCACUGUUGCAGGGUUUGACCUCACAUUCAUCACAUUGUCCUACAUCCAGAUAUUUAUUACGGUUUUUCGUUUGCCCCAAAAAGAGGCUAGGUUUAAAGCAUUUAAUACCUGCAUUGCUCACAUCUGUGUCUUCCUCCAACUCUACCUCCUCUCCUUCUUCUCCUUCUUCACACAUAGGUUUGGGUCUCACAUCCCCACUUAUAUCCAUAUUCUCUUUUCAAGCAUUUACUUGCUGGUCCCCCCAUUUCUCAAUCCACUUGUUUAUGGUGCAAAGACCACACAGAUUCGCAUUCAUGUGGUAAAAAUGUUCUGUUCAUAAAAUCUACUUUAAUUAAUGUCUACAUGCUUCCUUCUUUUGUAAUAGUAACCACGUCGAAACAAAACAAAAAUGAAUAUUACUUGAGAUGCUUGGUUUGUGAAAUCUUCUGGCAUAAUAGCUGGUUUUAGAUCAUCAUAGCUCAUGAAAGUUAUCAGUCGUUGUGAAUUCUAUUUGACUAAACAAAGUGAGAAGUGUGAAAAAAGUUUAAGUAGUAAACAUAUAUCGUUUAUUUUUUUCUCUUUAAUUCUGUAGCCCCUGGGUUGAGUUAUUCCUCUAAGAAUAUUUCUCCAGGAGGAUUUAUAAAUUAUGUGUUUGUCACUGAAUUUAAAUGCAUCUAAGGCUCGUAGUUCUGAAAUGUCCAAGUACUCAAUGAAAACAAGUCGUUGACUCAUUUUCUCAAUCAUACUCAACAUAAAAACAAAACAAAACAAAGGAAGUACAUGUUAACUGUGUUUUUGUUAAAGAAAAUCUUAUGAAUAUCAAGAGACAACAAAGUCUAAAAAUUUAAAUACAUUUUCAGAGGUAUACAGGGAAUUACAGGCACAAAAAUAAGAACCAGGUAUUACAUUUUACACAUUAAUUUUUUUUUGUUUUAUUUUUGCUAACCCCAAAAUUUACUUCUUUAUUAAUUUACCAACUUUUAUCAAAAACCUACAAUAUUACAAAUAUUAUACUGGAGAAUAGUGACAUAAUAGUAAAUUUGGCACAGUGAAUAAUUCUCAUGUGUUUGUACCCAUGUAAUUCUGGAAAAGAGAGACUGAAAGGAAGAGAGGUGGGGGAUGGGUGGGCAGGGGAAAGAAGAGAGAAAUAACAAGUGUACACAUGGGAUGUGGGGUUCAGAGAGAAUGAAGCAUUGGAAUCUAAAGCAGAGGAGUUGCAUUUACUUUAUUUUGUUUUUCGGUUAGGUAGUUACCUUCAAUUCUUGAGGAAUGAAGGAUGAGUGGCCAAGGAAGUAAGAACACAUCAUGCCAGGUAGAUAAUAGAACAGAUUUAAACUAGAUAAUGUAGUUUAAGGUAACUAUAGUUUUUCAACAUGGUAUGAGUAUAAGGUAGAACUUGGGGAAACAAGGAAAACAUGAAUAUCAAAAAUGACUAUUAAUGCUGUGCAGAGUUGCUGCACUUUAUUCCAAAAGCUAUAGUAUGCCAUUGGAGAGUGUUCAUUUGUUUGCUUGCUUUCUACAAGAAAGACACGUGCGUGUGUGUGCAUGUGUGUACACACUCGUGCAUGCACAUGGGUGCCUGCUUGGGCAGAUGACAGCAUACCACACAGCAAAUAUAAAUAAGUCAAGGCUACUGUGUUAGCGAAGAGGUGGAAUAUGUUGUCUGAAAUUAGCGGCGUAAGAAUUUAUGGCUGGUAAGUUGUUCUUGAAAAACCUCAGGUCAUAGAUCCAUUUUUUCAAAGUUAUGAAAAAUAUUCAUAUAUGUGCAGAUGUCCAUACUUUGAUUUACCAGAUUAAAACCACCACAAAUAUAGGAAAUAUUGGAUUGCUUGUCAUAUACCUGGUGGAUCCUCUGGUUUCAGGGAUUAGGACUUAGCAGAUAUCCAUGGCUAUUGUGAAUGAUUAUAGAGGCUUUCUUAAGGGAUCUUUUGAGACUGUUUCAAGUUUCAAUAUUUACUAGAGCUAAUUUUAUUGGAUUAUAAUAGGGAUUGUUUUUCUCAAGUAAGAUUAUUUUCUUAAAAAAUAAAAUAGGCCCCUGAAGUUCUUUCUUAAUAUUUUAGCCAGAAUUCAGCAAACUUUUACAUAAAUGGCCAAGUAAUAUAUAGCUUAGGCUUUAUGGAAAAAGAGGCAAAAUCAAGAAUAUCACAUAGGCAUUAAUAUAACAAGAGAGAAAAAUGUAUGUCCACAAAUAAUUUUAAUGAAAUUCAAACUAUAUUAACAAUAAUAAUAAUUACAUUGUUUGUCUUUAAUUAAAGCAGGUCUACUAAUUAAAAUAAUAGAAUUCGUUUUUUUCUUCAUAGUGACAAAUGUAGCUGAAAGUUAGAGUUUUCCUGUUACCAAAUUGAUUGCAAAUUUUCAUCUGUAAAAAUCAUUCUUAACUAGCAGACUAUAGAGAAACAGAGCGCAGACCAGGUUUGGGAUGUUAAACAAUUACCAGUUUUACCAGCACCACAAAAAUUAUGUGGUAAUAUAGGACCAACAUAGAGACAUAAUGUGAAACUGCAACAUAUUUGCACCAUCUUCUUAUUUUAAUAUCUCAUAAACUAUGUAGCCCAGAGUUCAUAUUGUUUAAUUAUUGUAGUCUUCAAAUUUCAGGAUCAGUUCCAAGCUGAGACUUACUAAUAGAAAACAGAAAAAAUAAAUGAGCAACUACAAGCAAAAGAGUAUAACCUUUUCACACACUUGGACCAGGACAAUUAUUGAAAAAAAUCUUAAACAUAAAAUUGCUUGAAAGAGAAUAUUAUUAUUGUAAGGAUAAUUUCCAAGAAAGAUUUAUAGAAAUCACAACUUCCAAGAGAUUAUAUCAAUUUCAGCAAUGACUAAAAUAAUGUUUUCCUAAAUUCUCAAAACACUAGUUAUUACUGACAUUUUUAACCUUUGACAGUUUGGUAGGUAAAAUAUGAUUCUCUUUAUGACUAGCAUUUAACAAAUAUUUGUGCUGCUAUCUUCUUUUCCAUUUGUAAAUUCUUUAUGUGAAGUUUUUCAUUGUUUCCUUUGUACAUUUUUCUAAUUUGUGCCCAUUUGUUUUCUUCUUGAGUUUAAAAUUUGAUGACUAAAUAUUGAAUUAUUUCUAAGGGCUUUAUUGCUCAAGACUUUACAAGA
Saimiri boliviensis boliviensis (Bolivian squirrel monkey) is the source of this 4321-nucleotide messenger RNA. RefSeq names its product olfactory receptor family 52 subfamily A member 1 (gene OR52A1). Gene Ontology annotation, molecular function: G protein-coupled receptor activity; olfactory receptor activity. Gene Ontology annotation, cellular component: plasma membrane. The record is from RefSeq and is a predicted model, not a curated record. NCBI's taxonomy places the organism in Eukaryota, Metazoa, Chordata, Mammalia, Primates, Cebidae. Gene Ontology annotation, biological process: G protein-coupled receptor signaling pathway.